AUGUAUUAUAACUUACCUCUUUGUUUUGCCCAGUUCUAUUAUCAUACACUUCAUUUUCUUCCUUUCUAUCAUAUUUUACACUUCAUUGUUUUUUGUGGUGGUGGGGGCGACUAUUUUAAACGAAUAAAGUCAAAAGCAGAAAGGUUUUCUUUUUCGAGCUCCUUUUUAUUUUCGUUUUUAUCACUUCCUCUUUCUUUCCACUUCUGUUUUCGUCUUCUUUUUUUCAAAUUUUACUUCCCCCUCCAUUUUUCUUUCUGUUUCUUUCAUCUUUCUUUUUUUUUCUUUUUCUUUCCUCUUCCUUUUUUCUUUUUCUUUCCUCUUCCUUUUUUCGUUUUCUUUCCUUUUCUUUUUUCGUUUUCUUUUCUCUUCUUUUUUCUUUUUCUUUCCUCUUCCUUUUUUUCGUUUUCUUUUCUCUUCUUUUUUCUUUUUCUUUCCUCUUCCUUUUUUCAUUUUCUUUAUCGAUCUGUUGCUUUCCUCUUCCAUUUCUUUUUCUUCUUAUUUUUCUUCUUUUAUAACAUUUUUUUUUUUUGCUUAUUUCAUUCCCUUUUCUUUUUCCUUUUUUGGUUUAACAUUUCUUUUCUUUUCCUUCCCUCUAUUCUUCUUUUGCUCUCUACGUUAUUCUUUUCUUCGUUUUUUUCUUUUUAUGUCAACUUACUUUAUGUUUUCCCCCUUCUUUCUUUAUUUUUCCUAUUUUUUUUUAUCUACACUAUUCAUUUUUUUUUCCUUUUUUUCUUUUUAUUUCAUUUCUUUUUUCUUCUUUUUUUCCCUCCUCUCUUUUUGUCUUAUCUUCAUUUUUUUCUUUAUUAUUACCUUUUCUUUCACCUUUCUAAUUCUUUUCUUUUUUUGAUUUACUUUUUCUUUGGUCUUUCUUUUUCCGACGUUUUUUCUUUUCUUUUUCUUCCUUUUGUCAUUUCUUCCAUUCCCAAAGCAAUAUCAAGUCAAUUCCGACAUGACUAUCUGCUUUAA
This is a messenger RNA of Acanthosepion pharaonis, 966 nucleotides long. The record is from the annotation of a GenBank genome assembly. NCBI's taxonomy places the organism in Eukaryota, Metazoa, Mollusca, Cephalopoda, Sepiida, Sepiidae.